UGAGAUAGUAAUUUGUGAAAUUUUAUAUGCGACGAUGUUAGAAAGGAUCCGAUGCUUCAAGGAGCGUCGGUCAGAUAAGUCUCCAGUCACGAUGAGGAAAGCACGUAAAAAGGAAUUGAAGAACGUUUGUGUCUUCAAACGUUUGCUGGGAAAUAAGGGGGAAGAGGGAUUAGGUCGUUCUUCCACGUCGUCUGAACAGCCCCCAAAUUUUGGUAGUUCGAUUUUGGGUCAAGCUACGAUACCGAAUAGCAAUGGUACAGGUUGGAAGACAUCCAUUCCUUCACUUGAGUGCGAUCGCAGUGAUGUAGCCCAGCCAUGGCACAGUCCUGUAGGAAUUCCUUCGCCUUACCAAGAUUCCGGGUUCCCGGAGAUGAUGGUCUUGGAAACCGUAUCAUCAAAACUUGUAGAUGACUUUUCUGGUAGAUAUUAUAUGUCUCCAAACACACAAUCGCCAACCUUGCCCAAACAACCACCUCCCUGGAUUCAGAACCAUACCGAGCUGGUAACAGGACCUAACACUGAUCUAAGUGUUCUAUUUCAGCAACCCGUCCGUCUUAGACCUCAUACAGAAUCAUAUCCAAGCCGCUUACAGAACCAUUCUAGUAGUUCUGACCCGAGUAGCCCUCCUCUCCAGACCUUCUUGUCCUUAACGCCAAGCACAAGCUGUAGCUCUAUGGUAUCCGAAUCAAUCACUAAGCCAACGAACAGUCUUAGCGACGAUGGGGACAGAAGCCCGCGACUAGCGCACUCGUUAAGCUACAGGAUCGCUCUAUCUCAGGUUUUCAUGUAUCAGGCUCGAAUGUCUGAUCGACCGCCGAAAUCUACUCUGGCUAUUCCUGGGGACGACAUGUGACUCGAAUAUGAAGGAUUUAGAGUACAAGGUCCGCGGACUAUGGAGACUGAAACGAAGCAAGCUAGGCGUUUAACGAUAUCGUCAGUCACUACCACGCUCGACUCACCGCAACUAUUUCAGCACACAGCAGUUCUCAAUCACUA
Molecule: messenger RNA, 996 nt
Organism: Daldinia vernicosa
Lineage: Eukaryota; Fungi; Ascomycota; Sordariomycetes; Xylariales; Hypoxylaceae
Exons: 2
Coding region: 35-853 (272 amino acids)
Source: RefSeq, a predicted model, not a curated record